AGGACUCCAACAACCACAGAGGAGACGCCGCAUUGCAUACAUUAUACGAGGAGUAGUGCAACAUGGCUGUCCAAGGCUUAGAGCAGACGAUCGUUCGCGAUCCAGCUCUUUUUUACUGGAUCCUGAUCCCCAUCACAGUCGUCAUGAUCUUAACAGGAAUCCUUCGGCACUACGCAACAGUCCUAAUGAACAGUCCCCCCAAACCAGCAAGCACCCUCCUCGAAUCCCGCGAACGUCUCUCUCUAAUCCACGGCGUAAACCUCCGCAACAACGCCUGCGCCGUCCUAACUUCCGAGGGAUUCACAUCCAGAAAAGAGUAUCUGAUAAAUGCCUAUCAAAAUGGCGCAUUUUUGAAAGACCCGGAAAACCGUGGUCAGCCACCUGCAAACCCAAUGUCUGAUCCAGCUGCUAUGGAAGGGAUGAUGGGUAUGAUGAAGGGGAAUAUGAUGAUGAUGAUUCCGCAGACGUUGAUCAUGAGUUGGAUUAAUGCUUUUUUUUCGGGGUUUGUUAUUUUGAAAUUACCAUUCCCUCUUACGAUUCGAUUCAAGUCGAUGCUUCAAUCUGGCGUUGCGACUCGUGAUCUUGAUGUGCGAUGGGUAUCGAGUUUGUCGUGGUAUUUUCUUAAUUUGAUGGGUCUUCAGUCUAUUUUCGGAUUUAUUCUUGGUGCUGAUAAUGCUGCAAACCAAAUGGCCCAACAAAUGGCAAUGGCAAACCCAGCAGCAGGCGCAAACCCGUUCCAACCGGGUGCUGAUCCGGAUAAGUUGUAUCGCAGUGAGGCGGAGAAUUUGGAGGUUAUGGAGUAUUUCAGUUUGUUGGAUGGUAUUGAAGAAAGGGUUUUGCACAAUUGGAAGGCUUAGUGGUAUGGCACUGUUUUGGGUGUAUUUUUAUGUCGUGUAGGGGUGUCUUUCAGAGGAAGACUUUGUUUGGUUUCUACCUUAUGUAGAUUGAUUGAUAAUGGCAUGGUUGUAUAUGUUCAUUGUCCUCUUAUAUUAGUGGCCUGAGGACUAGCUUAUGCUACUACUCUCCUUUAAGGGGACAUAAUAAGACAGUAUCAUAAUCAUUAAUAGCCACUGUACGCAGCGUUCAGAGUGUAAAACAUAUGUACAAUGUCAAAUCAAGACCAGCUUGAAGCAUAAAGCCCAUUCCGCAUACCAAUUCCAUCUUAUGACGCAAAACAGGAACCGAAAAGUUCCCAUACCAGAUAAAACUCAUUGAUAAUUAACGACCCCCUUAAGAACCCAGACAUUCCCAUUAGACACUUCCGAAGCCA
This is a messenger RNA of Talaromyces stipitatus ATCC 10500, 1270 nucleotides long. Its product is annotated as DUF850 domain protein. The record is from RefSeq and is a predicted model, not a curated record. The transcript is spliced from 5 exons. NCBI's taxonomy places the organism in Eukaryota, Fungi, Ascomycota, Eurotiomycetes, Eurotiales, Trichocomaceae. Gene Ontology annotation, biological process: protein folding in endoplasmic reticulum. Bases 63 to 857 code for a protein of 264 amino acids. Gene Ontology annotation, cellular component: membrane; EMC complex.